AGUCUGUUGAUCGUCGCUUACGGACUUGGACCGUGCCACCACCACAUCGAUCGCACUGCACUGCAGCUUUUGUUUGUGCCCGUUUUUUUUGCAGUUGUUGUAUAUUUAGCUCAAUGUUUUAAUUGACGCGUAACGGAUGCAAAGCGAACUCCAGCGGAAUCCCCAGCACUAGCAGCACCAACAUGACGGAUAAAGAAAAUGAAAUACUGCCAGCCGCUGAGCCCAGUGAGACAAGUGCCCCAGCCGCGGCUCCUGUAGUCCAAGCUGCCCCCACAACCCCACCCCCAACCGAGUCUACCCCGAGCGAUGCUCCGCUCGAGGUCCCUGCCAUUGAGGCACAGGCUGAAACUGCGGCAGCACCCACGGACGCAGAGCCAGUGUCCGAGUCCAAGGCUGAGACCAAUGGCAAGGCGCUGGUGGAGGCCAAGAAGUUGCCCGAAAGCGAAACCCAGCCGGAGAAGAAUGGCAAGGAAUGGAAGGAGGACAACGACUUCAGCAAUGUUGCCGAGGCCGAAGGACAGGUGAAGAAACUUCCGUACCCCAAAUCCGUGUUCUUCAUCAUCAGCAACGAGUUUUGUGAGCGCUUCAACUACUACGGAAUGCGAACUGUGCUGGUGCUGUACCUGAGCCGUCAGCUGGGAUAUGCGGAGGACACGGCCACAGUGGUCUUCCACGUAUUCACCAUGUUCGUGUACUUCCUGUGCGUGUUCGGAGCCAUCAUCUCGGACUCAUGGCUGGGCAAGUUUAAGACGAUACUGUACCUGUCGAUGGUGUACAUCUGUGGAUCGGUGCUGCUGACCCUGGGCGCCAUCGGGCCGCUCAACCUGCCCGUGGAGACGUUUACGAUGCUCGGACUGGCACUGAUUGCGCUGGGCUCGGGCGGAAUAAAGCCGUGCGUGUCGGCCUUCGGGGGGGACCAGUUCAAGGUGCCAGAGCAGGUCAAGCAGAUUACCUCGUUCUUCUCUCUGUUCUACUUUUCGAUCAACGCUGGCUCGCUGAUCUCGACGACGGUGACCCCGAUCCUGCGCGAAGAUGUCUCCUGCUUCGACGACAUCAACUGCUAUCCACUGGCCUUCGGCGUGCCCGCCAUCCUCAUGAUCGUCUCGGUUGUGAUCUUCGUCCUGGGCCGCUCCCUCUACAAGAUGAAGCCCCCGGCGGGCAACAUGGUGGUUCUGGUUUCCAGCACCAUCUGGACGGCCAUCACCACCAAGUGCAAGGAGAAGAAGACCAACCCAAGGGAACACUGGCUGGACUACGCGGACAAGAAGUACGAGCGCCAUCUGAUCGACGACGUCAAGGUGCUAAUGCGGGUCCUCUUCCUGUACAUACCGCUGCCCAUCUUCUGGGCACUGUUCGACCAGCAGGGCUCACGCUGGACCUUCCAGGCCACGCGCAUGGACGGCGACAUGGGCUCCUGGGACAUCAAGCCCGACCAGCUGCAGGUGCUGAACCCGCUGCUCAUCCUGGUCUUCAUACCCCUCUACGACGUGGCCUUCUAUCCGGCCCUGAGCCUCGUGGGCAUCCGGCGACCGCUGCAGAAGCUGACAAUGGGCGGCAUCCUUGCCGGCAUCGCCUUCAUCAUAUCCGGCGUUGUGGAGCUCAAUCUGGAGAAAACCUAUCCCGACCUACCCUACAGCCAGAACAUCCAGCUGCGCGUCUUUAACACCGAAAACUGUGCCUUGAGUUUCACCAGCAACCUGGCUGGAGCCGAGAGUUUUGAGGUGCCCGCUCUGGGAGCGUACACGAACAAGGACCUGUAUGUGGAAGGCACCUGGAAUUUCGACUACAGUAUCAGCAGCACGGACCCCAACUGCCAGGACCCAUUUGACACAGAAAUUAAACAGCUGGCUGAAAAGAAGGCCUGGUCGUUGUUCAUCAACUCGCAAAAUGAUACCCAGAAAAUCUACUGGGAGGAGGACUUCGUGGACAAGCCCUCCGAGAGCCAUCCGCUGGUACGGACCAUAGCCAAUGUGCCGUCUCAGAGCACGAUCGUCUGGAAGAACGCCAACAGUGGUGAUGUGGCCUACCAGCAGUACGCCAACGAGACGCUGCUCACACGGGUCUAUUCCGCCAGCUACGCCGUGUCCAUCGAUGAUAACCACUUGGGCUUCGUCGAAGUCCACGCCGGAGGAGUGUACACGCUGCUUGUCAGACAGACCGGCGCCAAUUCGUACGAUUACGAACUGAUCGUGAUCACGGAAGCCAACUCGAUGAACAUCCUCUGGCUGAUACCACAGUACGUGGUAAUGACCCUCGGCGAGGUGAUGUUCUCCGUCACCGGACUGGAGUUCUCGUACGCCCAGGCUCCGCCCAGCAUGAAGUCCGUGCUGCAGGCCUGCUGGCUGCUGACCGUCGCCUUUGGCAACGUCAUUGUGGUGAUCAUAGCCGAGGCGGCGCUGUUCGAUUCACAGGCCAGCGAGUUCUUCCUGUUCGCAGGCCUCAUGUUCGGGGACAUGUUGAUCUUCAUGGUGAUGGCCUACUACUACCAGCCGAACAACCCUAACAAGGACGACGAAGUUCAGCCACUGACUGGCAAUGCCAAGACCGAGAUUCCGCCCCUCGAGGAUGGUGUCGAGAACAAGGGCAAGGACAUCAGCGAGUAGGCUCUCCUGCUGCUCCUGUGUUGUGUAUUAUAUAUGUAUAUGUGUAUAUGUCAAUCCCUACGAUUACGAUGCGAUCCAUAUAGCCUGUGUCCAUUUCCAAUCUAAGUGUAAGUGAAGCUCUGUCGGGCUGUUGUUGCAUAUGAGAAGACAUUCAUUUAGUUAAUCUAAUAAAAAGAAAACUGUUAGUAAG
Messenger RNA from Drosophila miranda, 2793 nucleotides. RefSeq names its product peptide transporter family 1. Gene Ontology annotation, cellular component: membrane. Gene Ontology annotation, biological process: oligopeptide transport; transmembrane transport. The record is from RefSeq and is a predicted model, not a curated record. The transcript has 6 exons. Gene Ontology annotation, molecular function: dipeptide transmembrane transporter activity. The coding region runs from base 183 to 2603 and encodes 806 amino acids. NCBI's taxonomy places the organism in Eukaryota, Metazoa, Arthropoda, Insecta, Diptera, Drosophilidae.